AACAAAAUUUAUCCUUUUUCCAUAAGAAUUGUCUUUUUCUGAAGUGUCGCCAUCUCUUGGACUUCGACAUACUUGUUCCAGGUGUGUUUCCAAGGUGUUUAAGCGUGAUUUCAGUUGACGUUUGAUGUGAUCCUAACCUCUUUUCGACAAACUUAGUUUUUUAAAAAAUCGUGCAAAUUAAUAAAAUCAUCUUGGACGUGGUACGUGAUAUUGUAACUACACCAUGACGACUUCCAACAAGUUAACGAAUCAAAGCGGUGUGAAUUCUGUGAUAAAUCUUACGCUUUCCGAUUUUAUUUUAACCCCCGGUUCUUGCGCCUUGUUGGUAAACGAAGUUAUGAAGAAUCUUUUAUACCAUAGAUCGCAAAUACCGUAUCCUUAUGCGUGGUUAAAGAACAUAAUAAACAAGAAACGACGUAAUUUAGAAGAUGAUGAUAGUAAAAAUACUUCCAAUUUUACCCUCAGUAGGCAUUAUCAAGUAGUAUCAACAGUUUAUGAUUCAACGGAGACUGUAAUGGCAAAUAUAAUUAAAGUAUUUGCUUGUUACGGAUUUAAAUUAAAAGAAGUGGUGUUUGUGAUAGGUGUGACACCACUGUGUCCAAAAGAGGUAUUUACGAUUAAAAUCUCUUCCAUGGCACAUGAUCACAUAGAACGAAAUCACGCAGCCGAAAACAGUAAAAAACAACCAAAAGUUUUAAGGACUAUUUUUCUUGACAACCAUUGGAUGAAUUUAAUCGAAAACUCAUUACCAUGUAGCAACAUGUACAUAUUUCUAAAGUUGACUGGAACUAAGGAUCUCGGGAUUAAAGAAGACAGUAUUUUUAUUCCAAGCAAACCACUUUCACUUUCACCUAGUGUGAAACAUACUGUAAUAAGUUUGAAUUAUGUAAAAACUCAAUUGUUGUGCUGUGAUAAUUUGGAAAUAUUUAAAGAUUCAAAUAAUGUUUAUUGUUUGAAAGAAGUGGAUCAUGUUAAUGUGAAUCAACCAGCUACACUUGGCAGUACUGAUGUCUGGUUGCAAUCAAAGACUUCAAUUAAGGGUUUUAAAGACUGUUUUAUCAAUAAGGUGUCGGCAAAUGAGUUAUGGUAACGCUAGUAGUAUUUUUUAGUAUAUGUAUGUAUAUUUUGUCAGCUGCAAUUUAAGAUAACAUCAUGUUUUAAGUCAAUGAUAUUAAAUAAGUGUUAUAGGAAGAUAAUAUUACUGUAAAGAAAAGUCUGUAAAUGAACAAUUGUCAUCAAGAUUUUUAAUUUAAUUAUGUUUGCGUUAUAGUGCAUAAGCAUAUUGGUUUUGUACUGAGAUUUAGUGUAAGUAGGAAAUAGUAAUAAGUUUUAUAUGU
Messenger RNA from Zophobas morio, 1337 nucleotides. RefSeq lists its product as uncharacterized. The record is from RefSeq and is a predicted model, not a curated record. The transcript has 2 exons. Gene Ontology annotation, cellular component: nucleus. NCBI's taxonomy places the organism in Eukaryota, Metazoa, Arthropoda, Insecta, Coleoptera, Tenebrionidae. Gene Ontology annotation, biological process: regulation of exit from mitosis. Bases 224 to 1090 code for a protein of 288 amino acids.